This is a messenger RNA of Solenopsis invicta (red fire ant), 1061 nucleotides long. It is a transcript of the gene Hus1-like, whose product is annotated as checkpoint protein HUS1. Gene Ontology annotation, biological process: meiotic DNA integrity checkpoint signaling; nucleotide-excision repair; mitotic intra-S DNA damage checkpoint signaling. The transcript is spliced from 3 exons. Lineage: Eukaryota; Metazoa; Arthropoda; Insecta; Hymenoptera; Formicidae. The record is from RefSeq and is a predicted model, not a curated record. Gene Ontology annotation, cellular component: nucleolus; checkpoint clamp complex; site of double-strand break. Bases 180 to 1010 code for a protein of 276 amino acids.
AAGAGCAAGUAAGGAAAAAAUAGCAUUAUGGAAAAUUGACAAAUGAAUGUCUAUCACUCAGCCAUUGGUUUGGUUAUGAUCGACCGGCGAGUUUUUCGCGCCAAUUUUGCAUCCCUUCGAUACCAUAUUUUGCAACGUAAUAUAGAGGUGUCAACGACAAACGGAUGAUUUGAUUAAAAAUGAAGUUUAGAUGCAGAAUGGUGGACGCGGGUGCCAUGCGGGAUUUUACGUCUAUUAUCAGUACUAUAUCUCGAAUGGCGAAGUACUGCGUGUUGCGAUUGACAGUGGACGAAUUGUGCUUCAACGUCGGUGACGAGCGUGAACCCGUGCUCUGGGCAGUGCUCUCGCAGCAGCACUUCUUCGCGGAGUACGUUAUGAGCGGUGUGUCCGAACAGGAGAAUGAGAUCUAUUUGGAGUUCGAUGCCUCCAUGCUCGCCAGAAGCCUCAAUAGCCUGAGGAUAACGACGAGUGCGAGGAGCGCGAAAAUUAAAUUGACGAACAAGCGACAGCCCUGUUUAACAUUCGAUAUUGAUCUGUCCUCGAUGUCCAUCGAUUCCCGACAGUGCGUACACGACGUGCCUGUGAAGCUCAUACCCCGCAGAGAGUGGCCAGAGCACAAAAUGCCAGACGUUCCCAGAUUUGAUAUAUCAGUGGAACUCCCGCAGUUAAAGUACAUACGGCACAUCUUGGACAGAAUGAAAAAUAUGAGUAACCAGUUGACAGUGAUGGCCAAUAAAUGCGGUACACUGAUAAUAAAGGUCGAGGUGGACUACGCUACUGUGUCCACUCAUUUUAAAGGACUGGAAGUCUGGGAAAAUGAAGAGGGACAGGAAAACGACGAUAUUUCGGCGAUAGUUAGCAUAAAAAAGCUCGCUAUGUUUCUGGGUUGGGAUAUUCUCCAUCCAGAUAGCGUUAAGUGUCACUUGUUGAAUGAGAAGAUGGUGAAGCUAACUUUAGACGUGGGAGAUCACAUUAAGAUGCAUUAUUUUAUACCUGCGAUUGCCUCUUGAGAGAAGAAACUUAAAUAUAGUAUAAAAUAUAUAGUACCUAAAUGCAAAAUA